This is a messenger RNA of Trichechus manatus latirostris (Florida manatee), 873 nucleotides long. It is a transcript of the gene ATP1B2, whose product is annotated as ATPase Na+/K+ transporting subunit beta 2. Gene Ontology annotation, biological process: potassium ion import across plasma membrane; sodium ion export across plasma membrane; intracellular sodium ion homeostasis. The coding region runs from base 1 to 873 and encodes 290 amino acids. The transcript is spliced from 7 exons. Gene Ontology annotation, molecular function: ATPase activator activity. NCBI's taxonomy places the organism in Eukaryota, Metazoa, Chordata, Mammalia, Sirenia, Trichechidae. The record is from RefSeq and is a predicted model, not a curated record. Gene Ontology annotation, cellular component: sodium:potassium-exchanging ATPase complex.
AUGGUCAUCCGGAAAGAGAAGAAGAGCUGCGGGCAGGUGGUUGAGGAGUGGAAGGAGUUCGUGUGGAACCCGAGAACGCACCAGUUUAUGGGCCGCACCGGGACCAGCUGGGCCUUUAUCCUCCUCUUCUACCUUGUCUUCUAUGGCUUCCUCACGGCCAUGUUCACCCUCACCAUGUGGGUGAUGCUCCAGACUGUUUCUGACCAUACCCCCAAGUACCAGGACCGACUGGCCACACCGGGCUUGAUGAUUCGCCCCAAGACUGAGAACCUUGAUGUCAUUGUCAACAUCAGCGACACGGAAAGCUGGGACCAGCAUGUUCAGAAACUCAACAAGUUCUUGGAGCCUUAUAAUGACUCCAUCCAAGCCCAAAAGAAUGAUGUCUGCCGCCCUGGACGUUAUUAUGAACAACCUGAUAACGGAGUCCUCAACUACCCAAAACGUGCCUGCCAAUUCAACCGGACACAGCUGGGUGACUGUUCUGGCAUCGGAGAUCCCACUCACUAUGGUUACAGCACUGGGCAGCCCUGUGUCUUCAUCAAGAUGAACAGGGUCAUCAACUUCUAUGCAGGAGCAAAUCAAAGCAUGAAUGUUACCUGUGCAGGGAAGCGAGAUGAAGAUGCUGAGAACCUUGGCAGCUUUGUUAUGUUCCCUGCCAAUGGCAACAUCGACCUCAUGUACUUCCCAUACUACGGCAAAAAGUUCCAUGUGAACUACACACAGCCCUUGGUGGCCGUGAAGUUCCUGAAUGUGACCCCCAAUGUGGAGGUGAACGUGGAAUGCCGCAUCAACGCUGCCAACAUCGCCACAGAUGAUGAGCGAGACAAGUUUGCUGGCCGCGUGGCCUUCAAACUCCGUAUCAACAAAACCUGA